Messenger RNA from Plenodomus lingam JN3, 243 nucleotides. The record is from RefSeq and is a predicted model, not a curated record. NCBI's taxonomy places the organism in Eukaryota, Fungi, Ascomycota, Dothideomycetes, Pleosporales, Leptosphaeriaceae.
AUGAACCCAAGGCGGCGUGACGUCUACCGACGCGGGUCUACGUCUACUCCCGCCGCGCCAAGCAACCAACAAAAGAAAAGUCCGUAUAAUCUGUGGAUACCAGAGUAUCUACCAAUAGUGACUGUCCGGUGUCGUUCUGCUAGCAUGACGAAAUAUCGAUACCGUUACACGAAAGAUGGCAUCAAGAAGCGUGGGAACAGUUUGCUUGAUUUAGAUUACAUGCUAAGCAUACUGUAUGUAUGA